AUGUCCGCUCAAGGAACUUUCAAACAGGCCCCUCACAAACUCCUGGUCAUCCCUGGCCCUAUCGAAGUGGCGGAUGACGUUCUAUACGCCAAUGCUCAUCCUUCUAUGUCUCAUGUCUCCCCAGAUUUCAUUCCUGUCUUUGGAGAUUGCAUCCGCAUGAUUAGAGAGGUUCUCUUCACCCAAAACGCCCAGCCAUUCCUCAUCAGUGGAAGUGGUACACUUGGAUGGGACCAAGUUGCAGCCAACGUCAUCGAACCUGGGGAAGAUGCUCUCGUUCUCAACACUGGCUAUUUUGGCGAUAGCUUCACAGACUGCCUCGAGACAUACGGUGCCAAUGUCACGCAAUUAAAAGCCCCUAUCGGGGGCACCGUACCCUUCGAUUCACUCGAAUCCGCGCUGAAAGCUAAAUCGUACAAACUGCUCACAUUUACCCACGUCGAUACUUCAACCGGUGUUUUAUCAGAUGCUGCCCGCAUUGCCGAGACCGUGCGACGUGUUUCCCCGAGCACUCUUAUUGUCAUGGACGCAGUGUGUAGUGUUGCGUCUGAGGAAAUCAAAUUCGAUGAAUGGGGCCUGGAUGUCGUUCUGACCGCAAGUCAGAAGGGACUGGGAACCCCUCCUGGACUGAGCGUACUCGUUGCCAGCGAGCGAGCAAUUGCCUCAUGGGUGGACAGGAAAAAGAAAGGCGUAAGAGAAGGAAGCUACUAUGCAAGCUGGGGAAAAUGGCUUCCUAUCAUGAAAGCAUAUGAAUCCGGAUCACCAGCUUACUUUGCAACACCUCCCGUCAAUCUAAUUUACGCGUUCCACGCGUCGUUGUCCCUAAUUACUGCCAAAGCAAAGUCAGCAGAUGGUACACCACUUCCUUCAUUAACUGAGCGUUUCGCCUUGCAUCGCGCUGCAUCUCAGCGGAUAAAGUCAGCUGCCACUUCGUUGGGUUUUAAACAGGUUCCUCUGCAGGAUAAGGAGGCUGCGAAUGGAAUGACUGCUCUCUACUUCCCCACUGGCGUGCAAGCAUCCGAUUUGUUGCCUAGACUUGGAAAAAAGGGGAUUAUUGUUGCAGGUGGCUUACUGGCCAGCAUCAAAGAUACUUACUUCAGAAUAGGACACAUGGGAGUGUCUGUAGUCAACCAGGACCGUGGAGAUGUGGAGACUGUCGUCAAAGCUCUCAGUGAAUCCUUAGACGAAAUUUAUGAAGAGAAGGGAAUCAAGAAGUCGGACAAGUAG
This is a messenger RNA of Psilocybe cubensis, 1224 nucleotides long. RefSeq lists its product as uncharacterized. NCBI's taxonomy places the organism in Eukaryota, Fungi, Basidiomycota, Agaricomycetes, Agaricales, Agrocybaceae. The transcript is spliced from 8 exons. Gene Ontology annotation, molecular function: L-alanine:glyoxylate transaminase activity; L-serine:pyruvate transaminase activity. Gene Ontology annotation, cellular component: peroxisome. The record is from RefSeq and is a predicted model, not a curated record. Bases 1 to 1224 code for a protein of 407 amino acids.